CAGUUGCGUGCAGACGUAUUUGGGAUCUUGAUAUUUACGCGAACGAAAGUCUCGUAAUAAAAAAGUAUUUCGAUUAACUAAAAUAGAUUUGUAUGGCAAUUAGUUGUGUGAUCGUUUUAUAUUGUUACAAGUGUGAUUAUGUCAGGUAAAUAAAUAAAUGCGAAAACAUAACCUACAUUUGGGGAAACGACAGUGCAAAGUGAAAGUUUAGUGGACAUUUUUCGAAACUUUUGAACUUUCCUCGAAGAGUGAAAAUUAAGGAAGUCGAAAAUUAGCUUGUUAUAAGUUAGUUAUUUGGUGGUGUUAUUAUGGUUUAUGUAGCGGUUUGGUGAUGUACCGUUGAAACUUUGAACGGUAUUUUUAUCUUUAUGAGGGAAAGACGGUCAUUGCCGAUAACCAGCGAAGUGGCGCUGAAGAGUGAGAAAGAUGGAGGCAGGGGGUUGGUUGUGAACUCUGUGUUGUGUGGUGUCGUGGAUGAACUGUCGAACGGAAGGAGCGGGCGCCGCGGGUCGUGGGUUCGACACGCGGUCAUGGGCGUCCUCAGGUGGAAGGAUUUGACAGGAGUGAGGACCAGUACUCCUACUGAACAGAAAGAGGUGUCAAGGCGGUCUGUGUCAGUCGGGGCUACCACCGGCUCUACAGAGAGGCACUCGUAUACGGAGCCGAGGGUACCGGCGCCCCAUGGGCCUCCCCCCUCUCCCGGCGCGGCCGCUGUACAACGUCGCGUCGCUGCUGCCUGCCAAGCCAGCAGAAGAUUGCUGGAGGACAUAUUGGCUAAACCUGGAACUCCACCGACCUUAGUCCUUCCACCAAGCGGUGGCUACUGGGCAGACGGUCUCGACGACCAUCCUGAUGAAGACGGUGAACCUCGAGGCCAGCCUGGCACACCUCGCCAGUGUUCGCGACGACACAACAUUGACACCGAUGACACUGCCAAGUAUUAUAGGCGGUUCUUUCUGGGAAAGGAGCACAUAAACUUGGUGGGAUUCGAUGCCAGCUUGGGUCCUGUGGUGAUGUCAUUGAAGACUGAACAUAUGGCUGGCCAGGAACACACGAGGAUACUGCUGAGGCUACGAACGGAAACCAUGCACGGACUUGUACCCAUCACAAAUUCAGGUGUACUACCCUCACCUCUCAGAAUGGCCAAGAUGCUCAACGAACAAGUGAACGUAGACUGCUUCACCGCGGUCAUGUGUCUGAAUGCCUCGUCUCUGAUAGCGACCUACGACGAACAUGUCCUUGUGAAUACUUUCAAGUUUGGUGUCCUCUAUCAGAAGUAUGGGCAGACUACUGAAGAGGAACUGUUCGGAAACAACGAAACUUCGCCGGUUUUCGACGAGUUUCUCGACAUGCUUGGACAGCGGAUUAAGUUAAAAGAUCAUAAAGGUUACCGAGGUGGUUUGGAUAUAAUGAACGGCCACACGGGCACGGAAGCGGUUUACGAGCGUUUUUACGAACGCGAGAUAAUGUUCCACGUUGCGCCGCUGUUACCCCACACAGCCGGAGACGCACAGCAGUUGCAGCGGAAACGACACGUGGGCAACGACAUCGUGGCGAUUGUGUUUCAGGAGAAGGCGACUCCGUUCACUCCCGAUAUGAUCGCGUCACACUUCCUGCACACCUUCGUUGUGGUGACGCCGGUCGAGAGCUCGGAAGGGGAGACCAGGUACAAAGUGGCCGUCACAGCUCGUGGGGACGUACCAUUCUUCGGGCCGACUCUCCCGCAUCCACCGAUAUUCCGUAAGGGCCGCGAAUUCAAAGACUUCCUUCUCACAAAGUUGAUAAAUGCUGAAAACGCGUGCUACAAAGCCGAGAAGUUUGCUGAACUGGAGCAACGAACGCGGACUUCCUUACUGCAGAGCUUGGCUGAGAAACUCCGGGAUAAGAGCGUGGAGUUUAUGGGCACUGGUGUGUGUGAAGGGGCCGUGUCUCCACAACCUGAAGGCACUCCCAAGCAAGAGGGCCCGGGCGCAAGAUUUAUUGAUACUGUUAAGAAAGCUCUCAUAUCGAAAGUCAGAUCUCCAAGCGUAGAUACGAACCUUUCUGGUGACAGCAAUAAGAAUAAUUCCUUGCACAAGAAGAUAAACGUUCAUGAAACGCCAACGCCAAAUAGUGGUAGGUCCAAGUCCUCGAUCGCGUCGUCGUCGGCGAGCGCGGUGUCAGUGCGGUCGGUCGCCGGCUCCGGAGAGUCCAGUCCGGACGUGACGUCACGCGCGGCCCCCCCCCGCCCGCCGCUACACGACCACAGCGACGAUUCUAGUCUGAAUUCUGUGGAUCUUGACCCGUUAGAUGACAAGGACUGGUUGACUUGUGGUAAAAACGCAUUAGGUGCAGUAUACGUGGAUAGUGACACAGGCUUGGAGUCCAUGUCUUCAGCAGAAGCGGGAGCGGCCAACAACAGGGACCAGAUGGUCCAACCGAGAGACGCAGACCAGCUCCGACAAGAAGUCUGCAGACUGAAGAAUGAUAAACUGGAUCUUUUGAAACAGAAUAUUACCUGGCAAAAUGAAAUAAAAUGCCUCCGAGAGCGAGUUAUGACGCUGCAGGCUGAGCUGGCUACGGCAUCCAAAGACCGAAGGCUUCGAGAGUCUACCACCAUCAUACCUAACCCUUCCACACACGAUUCAACCGCCUAAAUUAUUUCUUAGAUUUAAAGAUACGAAGGGUAAAGGAAGGGUUUCUAAAUGGCGUCUCCCCUGUUUAUUACUCUUUGUUCUUUGGCCGUCUAUUUUCACAGCCACCGAUAAAAAUUGCAAUAAUUAAUGAUAUUCGUAUUGCAUUAUAGUAAAAUGUGAAUCGUAAAUAUAAAACUAUAAUAUGCUGACGGUACAGGGUCAAUGACGCCAUUUUAAUAUCAUUCUUUAACCGUUAUGAUAUGGUUGCAUAUUUAACCUCUUUCAUUUUCAUUUAUCCAUUAAAUUACCUGCCUAUUUGGGUAAUUUUGAAUUAUAAUGAAUCACAGAAUGAUUCUGCAUAAUAAAGCGAUCAAAGAGUAGAAAUCUCAACAGAAAUAACAGUUUAUUAUUUAGAUAAUUUCUUCAACAAUUAAAGUAUAUUAAGUUAUUUGUUAUAUUACUAUCGGCCUAAUAUAUUAUUAGUGCAAUAUUCUAUUAUAUAUACCUAGUAAAUAAUAAUCAUAGAACUCGCGUAUAUAAAGAAUAAUAUUACAUAUAUUUUUCGUUUUCACCUGGCUUCGUUUUAUUUAUCAAUAGGCGAUAUAAAAUUUAAUGAAAAUAUAUACAAUAUUUUAUUCUCUAUAUAUCGCGUGUACUAAAUAUUUAUAAUAUUCUAAAAGAAUAUAUAUUUUCCAUUACUAAAAUGAAAACGUCAAGCUUACCGCUUCGACAACGGCUAUGUCUAGCUUAUUGUAUGUAUAAAGAUAUUUAUAAGUGUUGUAGAUUAAUAGUUAAGUAUUAUUAUUUAAAUAUUAUCAUCGAUAGUGACAAAAUAUUCACUUAGAAUAGUAUAAUUCGCUGUUACAUAGUAAGAGAACCCUACAUUUACAAACACAAAACUUUUAUUAGCGCGAUUUAUCAUUAGAACAAAUAAUAUAUCGUUUUUCAUUAGUACUUUUGACGACUUGUUCUAUUGAAUGUUUAAAAAUUACUAGAUUUCAUUUCGUAAAAAUAUAAGGCUUUUUGAAGUGUCUAAAUUAAAAUUUAUCUCAAAAUAUUGAGAACAACGUUCUAAUACGUAAAUUUAAUGUAUAGAUUUGAUAUGGUUUAGUAGACUUUUAGAUGUGUCUUGAAAAUAAUUUAAAUAAUUAUGUAAAAAAUGAUCGAAUUGAUUAAAAAUUUACACGAAACCCAUAUAAAUUAUAAUAUGUAUAAUAUUUGAUAAAGAAAUAGGAAAUAUGUUUAACAAGUUAUAUAUUAUACAUAUAUUUACUGCAACUCUUUGUAGUGUGGACCCAUUCAAGCCUUCACUUAAGUAGUAACUUAGAAAUGGUGCAAGUCAUUAUACUUAUUAAUAUAUAUUUGAUUACCUAUAGUCUAUCUAAUGUUAGAGCAUAUUCUAAAUCCCAGUAUGUUUAUACUUUUUUAUCACAAUAUUUAGAAGCUUGUGCAAUUUCCGUGUUCAUAUAAAUUUCAUUCUAUUUACUUUGUCAACAUAUUGAAUAUUUAUAUUUAUGUUAAAUAAUAUUUGCCUUUUAUAGUCUAAAUAUAUUACGUUGUCUCUGUUUUUCAAAUUGAAAAGUCUCAGCGAGACAAUAUUUUAGGAUGUAUUUCGACUUACGAAUGGCGAAUCUGUGAACACAACUUACCGGCACUGUUAUUGUAAAUAUUUUAAUAGUAAGACUACUAAUUAAACAGUAUUUCUUUUAAUUUAUGCUUGAUUUAAGAAACGUCUUUAUGUUAUGUUGUUUAUAAUUAAUAUUUUAUACCAAAGUCAACAUUCCCAACAAAAUAGUGUUACUUGUAAGCACUCACGCAUGGAGUCGAAUCAGUAUUCUUGAAAUAGUUGAGCGCGACGUAAUCUAGGUUUACAUUUAGUUAAAUGUAUUUACUUGGAUAUGUUUUCGACUGUUGUUAAUGAUUAGUUGAUUAAAAAGCUGUUGAUUCUUCUCUUAGGAUUAAACCAAAUAUCUCAAGCGCGGAGCGUACGGGAGCAUAGUUGUAUUGUAAGAGAUACUAUUGAAUUAUAUGAUUAGUUAUUAAAUUA
This is a messenger RNA of Leptidea sinapis, 4662 nucleotides long. It is a transcript of the gene RapGAP1, whose product is annotated as rap1 GTPase-activating protein 1-like. Gene Ontology annotation, cellular component: cytoplasm. The record is from RefSeq and is a predicted model, not a curated record. The coding region runs from base 369 to 2636 and encodes 755 amino acids. Gene Ontology annotation, molecular function: GTPase activator activity. NCBI's taxonomy places the organism in Eukaryota, Metazoa, Arthropoda, Insecta, Lepidoptera, Pieridae. The transcript has 13 exons. Gene Ontology annotation, biological process: activation of GTPase activity; regulation of small GTPase mediated signal transduction.